AUGAUGGACAUGUUAAAGUGGAUGUCAAUUAAACAGAGAAUAUAUUUUAAUACUCUUAAAAUUGAAUCUGGGGAAUCUCCUGAAUAUUUGAAUAACAGAAUGAAGAUGAAAGAAGAAGCUGUCAGACUUAAUCUUCGAAGCCAGAAAAAUUACCUGCUACCACAAUACAAAUCUGAUAUUGGACAAAAUUCUCUUUUCUAUAAAGGACUGAAUAUUUAUUUACAAUGA
Clunio marinus is the source of this 228-nucleotide messenger RNA. Lineage: Eukaryota; Metazoa; Arthropoda; Insecta; Diptera; Chironomidae. The record is from the annotation of a GenBank genome assembly.